AUGCCAUCCUCACUCCCUUAUCACGAGCCCAAUAUUAAUACCCUCCUGAUAACUACGGGCUUCCUUCUAACUCUCAACCUCGGAAACUGGGCUCUCGAUCGUCUCGUCUUUUGCGGCCUUAUCGGACAAAUCUUCAUAGGCACCAUCCUAGGAACCCCACUACUCGCAUGGCUUCCACAAGACCUUGAAGCCUCCGCAGUUUUACUAGGUUAUCUAGGCCUUAUUAUUCUAGUCUACAAUGGCGGUCUUGGCACAUCUUUUAAACCCCUCUUGAGCAAUUUGCCGCUAUCGAUUGUGGUGGCGAUCACGGGGAUUGGUUUUCCAAUUGGCCUUUCGUUCCUACUAGGACCAAUUGCGAAUGCUAGUAGUCUACAAUGUUUUACAGCGGGAGCAGCAUUGUCCGCUACAUCUCUUGGUACGACGUUUACAAUUUUGUCAACAGCCGGAUUUGCAGGAACCCGACUGGGUGUGGUACUCACCUCUGCCGCAAUGAUGGAUGAUGUGGUUGGACUGGUAAUGGUGCAAGUUGUUAGUAGUUUGGGAGGAGGAGGUGGAGUAAAUAUUACUUCUAUCGUUCGACCUGUUGGUGCUAGUUUCGGGAUGAUAUUAGGAGCUAUCGUCAUGGGGUGGAUGUGCCGCAGGUUAUUCGGAGGUCUGAAACUACUCCACUGGUUCGAUAGCAAAGGGGUUAUAUGGGGUCUGCAGACCGGUGUAUUGGUGACAUGUGUCGUUGUGGCGGGAUACUCAGGUGCAUCAGUGUUAUUUGGAGCCUUCAUUGCUGGCGCUCUGGUUACUUGGUGGGAUGAGGCCCAAGACGGUGCUAAAGAAGCCAGUGAGAGAAGCGAAGAGACAGCCGGAGCUGCAAUAUACGAUGCUUAUUUCUCGUCAUCAGUGGAAAGGAUUCUUAUUCCAUUCUUUUUUGCUUCUAUCGGGUUCAGUAUCCCUAUCAAGUCCUUAUUUAGGCGAGAGAUUAUCUGGAGAGGAAUUGUAUAUUCCAUUCUUAUGUUCGUCGCCAAAUUGGUGACAGGCGUUUGGAUUCUACUCGUCGACUUACCCUUCAAAACAAGUAAACUGCUCUCUUUUUGGACGAAAGAGGCUGGAAAGUACGAGCCGAGCGAGCAAAAUAAUAAGAAGGAGAUAUCCAAGCAGCAGAAAGGGUCGUCUAAGGACGAGGGGGGGAUUACAACCAACCCUCCGAAUACUCAACAGAGUUUGAACGCACCAAAUGAAUCUGCAGAUGAGUGGGAAGACAUCGCUCCUGCAUCCCGACCAACCGUCGCUCCUUCAAACAAAAAGAAUGAAGAAGCAGAAUCUGAAGAUAAAAGCCAGUCUACUAUUGAGCCCUCGAACCCUGGUCCUCAAACAGAGAUCCCACGUCCACCAAUUUCAAUCUAUCCGUGUCUCAUACUUGGCCUGGCCAUGAUUUCUAGAGGGGAAAUAGCAUUUCUAAUCGCCUCGGUUGCUUCUGCAAAUGGUAUUUUUCAAAAUCCUACCACCACUAGGGAUUUGGAAGCUAGAGCGGACACAACAAUUGGAGAAGCUGAUGGGGAUAUCUUUUUGAUUGUGAUUUGGGCGGCUAUGCUGUGUACGAUUCUGGGACCUCUCGGGGUUGGCUUGCUUGUUAGGAGGGUCAAGAGGCUGGAGGGACUUAGGGAGGGAACUAAAUAUAAUGGCCAGGGAGUUUUGGGAGUUUGGAGUGUCAUUGCUAAACAAGGCUGA
Orbilia oligospora ATCC 24927 is the source of this 1719-nucleotide messenger RNA. RefSeq lists its product as uncharacterized. Lineage: Eukaryota; Fungi; Ascomycota; Orbiliomycetes; Orbiliales; Orbiliaceae. Bases 1 to 1719 code for a protein of 572 amino acids. The transcript is spliced from 3 exons. Gene Ontology annotation, molecular function: antiporter activity. The record is from RefSeq and is a predicted model, not a curated record. Gene Ontology annotation, cellular component: membrane. Gene Ontology annotation, biological process: proton transmembrane transport.